Molecule: messenger RNA, 1532 nt
Organism: Cucurbita pepo subsp. pepo (vegetable marrow)
Lineage: Eukaryota; Viridiplantae; Streptophyta; Magnoliopsida; Cucurbitales; Cucurbitaceae
Product: mitochondrial uncoupling protein 1
Biological process (GO): transmembrane transport
Source: RefSeq, a predicted model, not a curated record
UCAUUUCCUUAAAGAAAAUAACAGUGAUCGUCGGAGGUGGCGGGUGACGCGGUAGACCAAGCACAAGGAAAGAGCAGCAGCCAAGACGAACAAAGCUUCGCUAACAUUUCUUUCUCGUUCUGCUUUUCCCCAGAUUCCCAUCUCAACGACGAGACUCAUUAUUCUUCUUAUUCCACUUUCUCCUUAUAUUUCGCUUUAUUGAUUUCGUCUCUGAAUUUCAUUUCAUCUCCGUCUCGCCGGUCCAAUCCUGUGGGUUUUCUCCGGUUAAGCCAUGGUUGCCGAUUCGAAAGGUAAAUCGGACAUCUCAUUCGCUGGCACGUUCGCCAGUAGUGCUUUCGCUGCUUGUUUCGCUGAGGUAUGCACCAUUCCUCUAGACACUGCCAAGGUUAGGCUUCAGCUACAAAAGAAAGCUGUUGCCGGUGAUGCUUUACCAAAGUAUAGGGGCAUGCUGGGCACUGUUGCAACCAUAGCCAGAGAAGAAGGUCUGGCAUCCUUGUGGAAAGGCAUUGUUCCCGGAUUGCAUCGUCAAUGUGUGUAUGGAGGCUUAAGGAUCGGGUUGUAUGAGCCUGUUAAGACCUUUUAUGUUGGCAGUGACUUUGUUGGUGAUGUUCCUUUAUCUAAGAAGAUUCUUGCUGCACUGACAACCGGGGCUCUAGGAAUCACAAUAGCAAAUCCAACUGAUCUUGUAAAAGUUAGACUUCAAGCGGAAGGAAAAUUACCUCCCGGUGUACCUAGGCGCUAUUCCGGGGCAUUGAGUGCUUAUUCUACCAUAGUGAGACAGGAAGGAGUUGGCGCUCUAUGGACCGGCAUCGGUCCAAAUAUUGCAAGAAAUGCUAUUAUCAAUGCCGCAGAACUAGCCAGCUAUGAUCAAGUGAAACAGACAAUUUUGAAAAUUCCAGGUUUCACAGAUAAUGUUAUUACUCAUCUUUUUGCUGGUCUUGGAGCCGGGUUUUUCGCUGUAUGUAUUGGCUCCCCGGUCGACGUGGUGAAGUCAAGAAUGAUGGGGGAUUCAACUUACAAAAACACACUUGAUUGUUUCAUCAAGACUUUAAGAAAUGAUGGACCUCUGGCGUUUUACAAGGGAUUUAUCCCGAAUUUCGGUCGGCUAGGAUCAUGGAACGUGAUCAUGUUCCUCACUCUUGAACAGGCCAAGAAGUUCGUGAGAAAGAUAGAAUCUUCAUCUUGAGCGUUGUGGAAGAAGAUAGCUCCCUUUUCAGACAUCGCUUAGAGAAUAAAAACCCCAUCCCACAUGAAGAAUAUUACUUUAUUCGCUGCUUCCGGUGAUGAUAUCAAAUCUUGCUCCUGCCAUGGGAGAGAAUAACUUGUCAUUCAUUUUCUGUACUGACAAUAAAUUUGUCAUUCUGCUACACUAUGAUCAUGUUCUACUCCAUUUGAAACAUCUAUUAAAUGAAAUAUUAGAAUUCCCAGAGAUACAUAGCUCGAAUUUGUGUAAUAUGUGUUUGAAUUGUGGAACGAACAAAUGUAAAACUUUAUGGGUUGGUUUGUGAUCAACUGAGAUCGUGUGUAUAUAA